This is a messenger RNA of Fragaria vesca subsp. vesca, 3986 nucleotides long. RefSeq lists its product as uncharacterized. Lineage: Eukaryota; Viridiplantae; Streptophyta; Magnoliopsida; Rosales; Rosaceae. Gene Ontology annotation, molecular function: transcription coregulator activity; histone binding; transcription cis-regulatory region binding. The coding region runs from base 64 to 3759 and encodes 1231 amino acids. Gene Ontology annotation, biological process: regulation of DNA-templated transcription. The record is from RefSeq and is a predicted model, not a curated record. The transcript is spliced from 8 exons. Gene Ontology annotation, cellular component: nucleus.
CAAAGGUUCUGCCUGGUUCAGUAGUUCAGUAAGUAACCAGAAUUUGUUUCGGUUUUUACGGCGAUGCCUACGCCAGUUUCUGUAGCCAGGCAAUGCUUAACACCGGAGGCAACCCACGCGCUCGACGAGGCGGUGUCCGUCGCGCGCCGCAGAAGCCACGCGCAGACCACAUCCCUCCACGCAGUCUCUGCUCUACUCUCCCUCCCCAACUCCGCCCUACGCGAGGCCUGCGCGCGUGCUCGCAACGGGGCCUACUCGCCGCGGCUCCAGUUCAAGGCGCUGGAGCUCUGCCUCAGCGUAUCCCUGGACCGGGUCUCGUCGUCGACCCGGCAGCUCAGCGACGACGACCCGCCCGUUUCGAACUCCCUCAUGGCCGCCAUCAAGCGCUCUCAGGCCAACCAGCGACGGCAGCCGGAGAAUUAUCACCUCUACCAUCAGCUCCAGCAACAACAGUCGUCCAUGUCCUGCGUUAAGGUCGAGCUCCAGCAUCUUAUUCUCUCCAUUCUCGACGACCCGGUUGUCAGUCGGGUCUUCGCGGAAGCGGGUUUCCGGAGCUCCGAAAUCAAGAUGGCCAUCCUCCGCCCUUUUCCUCCUCUUCCUCUGUUUCUCCAUAAUCCGGGUCCGGGUCCGGGUCCCGGUCCGGGUCGUCGUCGCCGGCCCGUUUUCCCGUUCUCGGGUUUCGCCAACGGAGACGAGAAUUGUCGGAGAAUUGGAGAAGUUUUAGGAAGAAACAGGAAUCCUCUGCUCCUGGGUGUAUGUGCUUACGAAGCUCUUCACAUGUUCAUGGCAUCGUUAACUAAAGAAGGUAUCUUACCGGUGGAGCUGUCCGGUGUGAGUUCAGUUUCGAUCGAAAAAGAGUUAUCUCAGUUUACAUUAACUGAUUCCGACAAAGGGUGCUUGAGUUCGAGGCUGGCCGAGGUGGGUGAGUUAGUGGACAAGUGUUUGGGAGGUGGAGUUGUGGUGAAUAUUGGAGACUUGAAGAUGCUAGUUGGGGAGGAGUGUUUGGGUGAGUCAGUGAGAUAUGUGGUGGCCCAGUUGACUAGGCUGGUGGAGGUUUACCGGGGAAGUGUUUGGUUCGUUGGAGCUACGGCGAGCUAUGGGAGCUACUUGAAGUUUGUGAGUAUGUUUCCGUCGGUAGAGAAAGACUGGGACUUGCAGCUUCUGCCGAUCACUUCGGUUGGAGCUGAAUCAUACCCGAGGUCCAGCUUGAUGGAGUCAUUUGUUCCACUUGGUGGGUUCUUUUCUGCACCUUCUGACCUAAAGCUUCCGUUAAGUUGUUCAAAUGGGUUAUUUCCCCUCGAUCAUCAGUGCAGUGAAAAAGAUGAUCAAGAAGCAUAUGCUUUUCCGAAGGGAGGCUUUGCUACUUCAGUGGCAGGUCAGCAUGCUAGCUUGCCUUCUUGGAUGUGGAUGGCUCCACUUGGCACAAACAAGGGGUUGGAUAUGAAGACCAAAGACGAUGGAGUGCUAUUGAGUUCCAAAGUUACAGGACUGCAAAAGAAAUGGGAUAAUACACAUGAAUCUCAUCCCUUGCCUUUAGCAAACUUGUUUCCAACUAUUGUGGGCUUUGAGUCUGGUGAAGACAAGAAGCACAUUCACAGCAAGAAGACCAAUAUUUCUUCAAAUGAAAAGUCAUGCAUCCCCACAGAUGUGCAAGAGAUAUCCUCAUCUCAGUCCAAGAGUGAAAGUUUCUCUUCCGGGGUAUGGGAAAAACCUACAAAAGAUGAAGAUACUGAAUCGGGUAGUGUCAAGUCUUCUUGUAGUUUGUACAAUUCAAGCAUGGUUGAGGGUAGCCGAACAUCUCCAACAUCUUCGACUUCUGUGACAACAGAUUUAGGAUUAGGAAUAUGCUCUUCUCCUGCUAGUAAGUUGAACUUAAAUCUGAAUCAAGGUAGUCAACAUGACAUGUCAGUUUUCUCUUCUGGAAAUUCCUCUAUUUACACUGCUCAGUCAUCAUUCUGCUCAAGGGCUGACAAACAUGGGCAGUUUGAUCCAAGUGAUGUCAAGAUGCUUUUGAGAGCUCUCUUUGAGAGAGUGAGCUGGCAAACUGAGGCUAUAAGUGCUAUUAGCCAACGAAUAGCGCAUUGCCGAUCAAGAAGUGAACACCGGACUGGAUGUAGGCACAGAAGGGAUAUAUGGUUCAACUUUGUUGGACCAGAUAGGUAUGGUAAAAAGAAAAUUGCUAGUGUGCUCGCUGAGUUAUUAUACGGGAGCCAGGAACAACUGAUCUGUGUGGAUCUGAAUUCUCAGGAUGGAUUGCUCCAUUCAGACACAAUGUUCGGUGGUCAAGUGUUGAAUGGUUAUGAUGCAAAGUAUAGAGGUAAGACAGUUGUUGAUUAUGUGGCUGGAGAACUCUGCAGGAAACCAUUGUCAAUUGUGUUCCUGGAAAAUGUAGACAAGGCAGAUGUCGUUGCUCAGCAUAGUUUGUCCCAGGCGGUUUUGAGCGGUAAGUUUUCAGAUUCCCAUGGAAGACAAGUCAGCACAAGUAAUGCAGUGUUUAUUACAACUACAGAAAAGGGCUGCAGCACUCUCACUUCCAAAAGGGUUCCUUCCAAAUAUUCCGAGGAAAAAAUCUCACAAGCAAAAGGGUGGCCCGUUCAGAUUACAGUUGAAUGCGCACUUGAUGGCAGGGCUGUAAGCCAAAACUGGACAACAUCCUCCAAUACAACUAAAGAAAGCAUCCCUCAUUUUCUGAACAAAAGGAAGCUGUCUGGUGUGGGCAAACCUCUAGAGCAGCAUUCAGUCUCAGAGAUGAGUAAACGGCCUAACAAAACGUCGACUAGGUUUCUGGAUCUCAACCUUCCAGCUGAAGAGAAUGCAGUGCAACAUCUAGACGCUGAUGACUGCUUGUCAGAAAACUCCAGUCCCUGGUUGCAAGAAUUCACUGAUCAGUUUGAUGAAACAGUGGCAUUCAAGCCGGUUGAUUUCGAUGCACUUGCUGAGAAUAUAUCAAAGCAGAUCAAAAACAGUUUCCACCAGCUCAUUGGUUCAGAGUGCUUGCUAGAAAUCGACACACAAGUCAUGGAACGACUACUUGCAGCCGCAUAUCUUUCCAACAACCCUCCUCGCAGCGUCGAAGAGAUCUUCAAGGACUACGCCGCCCGUCGCUCCGGCAUCGUUCGCGCCCUCACCAACGAUGUGGAUGAGUUCUACGCGCUCUGCGAUCCAGAGAAGGAGAAUUUGUGUUUGUAUGGACACCCGGAUGAGACGUGGGAGGUGACUCUGCCGGCGGAGGAAGUGCCGCCAGAGCUUCCGGAGCCUGCGUUGGGCAUUAAUUUCGCGAGAGAUGGGAUGAAGCGGCAGGAUUGGCUGUCUUUGAUUGCAGUGCAUAGUGAUUCUUGGUUGCUGUCUGUGUCUUUCUACUUUGGGGCUCGCCUUAAUCGGAAUGAGAGGAAGCGUCUAUUUGGCUUGACCAAUGAUCUGCCAACAAUAUUUGAAGUUGUAACUGGAAGGAUGCCCACUAAAGACAAACCCAGUAUGGAUAGUGGAAGCAAAUCCAGGAACAACGCAAAGAGAUCAACUGAUGGACCAAUGAGGACCAAUAGUACGUUGCUCAAUGAAAAUUAUGUGGAGGAUGAAGAUGAGCAUAGUGAAACUCUGUGUGGAAGCUGCGGGGGAAAUUACAGUGCUAAUGAGUUUUGGAUUGGCUGUGACAUCUGCGAGAGAUGGUACCAUGGGAAGUGUGUGAAGAUAACACCAUCCAAGGCCGAGUAUAUCCAGCAUUACAAAUGCCCUUCUUGCUCAAAGAAGGGAAGACAGUGAUGACUGAUGUCGACAUGAAUCAGUGAUCCAAGUCUAGGUUUUUAUUUCUUUAUAGUUUUAUUGCAUCUCUGGAUCCUUUUUAAAUUUCAACCUGUCAUAUUAUUCUACAACUGUAUGGUGGGUAAUCUCUUGGUCGCAGAAGUUUAAGCUACAGUUUUACCCAGCUGUUUGUGUUCUUUUGUUCAUUGUAUAGAAUCAAUUUUGUUUGAUUCAAGGUUCCUUGUUAU